CUUUUCUUGUAAAUUCUAUAACUUUGCAAAGAAAGAUCAUAUAGAGUUGGGAGAGGUCUCAUUUUAAUCAGAAAUGUGCGGGCUACAAGCAUGGCUCAUUAAGAAAGGCUUUGGUUGUUUUUCAGAGUUUCUGAACUGAUUUUCCAGAAAAACGGGUCUUCUAAGCAAUGUGACAAAACUGAGAACGCCAUUAGAACCAGCAUGGCCUAAAACCCAACCCCCCCAGAGGGCUUUAAAAAAUGUUUUGCUGGGAAUGAGAUAUGAAAAAAAAUAUUUUCCAUGAAACUCGCCUAUUCUCUGCCGAACUAUACAUUUAGUUUCAAGAUUCUUCUAUAUAAUAUUUAAAAUAUUAAAAUCCCAGUUUUUAAAACUUCUCCACUUAUCUAUUCAAACAUAUCAUAUCGAGCAAAAAAUCCGUUAUGGAUUAAAAGACAACACACUUCUAGAAAAUUCUUCCUGCGAGUUCGUCUUCCCUUCAUCAUGUUUUCACAUUCAGACUUUGAAGAAAACAUACUGGUAAUACUAUAACUUUUACUUAAAUUUCGUAUACUACAUACAUCAGAAGAGUAGUUAUAGUUUCCUGCUAUUGAUAUUUUUUUUACUGACCUUGUCAGUUGCACUAGAAUAUUAAAAGCGUGCAAACUCGUUAUCGAAGAUUCUUAAUUUAUAUACUCACUGAAAAUGAAAAAAAUAUAUGAAUUAUAGUUAACAGAUCACAUUAUCCAAACGUAAUGCUAUUACGUUUCUUCCACAGUAUUUCUUGAUUUUCUCAGCAACGGUAUGUGAUAGAAGGUUCGUUCUGGCGUCAUUUUGUGUCACCUCUUCCCAAUUAAUGAGAAAAAGAAGCACGAAAUCGGUUUUGAAAGUUAGUUUCUAUGGACAAAACAAAGAGCGUAACGCUGUUUAGAAAAAAAAGGCUCUUAAAUUCAGGCAGUUGCACAAAUUUUCUCAAAACGAAUGAUAAAAAGUUUUUCUUUUCGAGCCACUUUGCAGCAGGCAUGGGCGAAUCCGAGCCGGGUCCUUAAAAUUCAAACCGAGUCCGGUCAUCUUUUAGAUUCUUUUUUGAUGAGGGUGGUUUAUUUUUUAAUUUGCUGAGCCCUGGAUAGAUAUUUGAUUUUUCGUAAAUAAAAUUACUUUCCAUGCCCGUCUCCCGAACAAAAUUUUCAAUUUCUUGUGAAACAGAAGGUGUUGUUAUUUCGCUUUUCAUUUUUCUCUGCUCAUUUGUGUUAAAAGUUGAAUAGAUCGGACUCGAAAUAUAAAAUCUCCAGUCCAAGUUCGCCAAAAAAUCUUCCAGUCUGCACUAGUGGCGGAGCCAGCUAUGGGCGAGAGGGGGGCUGAGCCCCCUCUAAAAAAUUUAUAGAUUUCGAGCAUUAAAUUUAAAUGAGUUUACCUCUGACGGAGUUUAGAAAAUUUCUGGGCUGAGCCCCCUCUAGAUCAAACUCUUGGCUCCGCCACUAGUCUGCACUCGGACUCGCCCAUGCCUGCUUUGCGGCUUAAUCAACGGACCAUUGGAUCGUAAAAAAGAUUAUUUUCAAUUCAACUCUGCAAGUCCAGAAUAAUGAUUUUACUUUCGUCACGCUUUACGCAAAAAUUUUUGUGCUUAUCGGCUAUGGUUUUCUUGUCAGAGUAAACAUUACAAGACUUCAAUUUUCACUUUUUUACAGAGUUUGUCAUAUAGAAGGCAUUUAAGAGAAAAAUUUAAAAAAAAUAGUUUUCGAGUUUUUAAAAGCUUUCCACAAAAAUGCUUAUAAAAUUUGUUAUGAGUGUCUGAACUCCAAACAAAAUGAGCCAUUUUGCAGAGAAUUUUUAGUUAUUUAUGGAAUGGUGUGGUUUUUAAAAUUUUCCCAAAAAUGUCUAGGUCAGGAAAUUAAAAUUAAAAAUUUUUAAAGUUUUAAUUUCAAAAUUUUUCAACCAAAGUUUAUUUUUUUAAAAAUGUCAUAUUCGUAAUUAGCGUGGAAAACUGCAUCUAAUGUUGUGUCACGUACUAGAGUCGUGCCAUAAGGGAGAAGAUCAUAGAUAAGGUUAUUGCGUAAGCAUAUAGUCUAAGUUAUUGUGCAAGAAUAUUCAAGAUUAUUGCGUAGAGUAUAGUUAAGAUUAUAGAUUAUUCCACAAUAUUGCAUGUAUAAAUAGAUCGGUUUUUAUUGUUAAGAAUAACUUUUUUGUUUGUAAAUAAACGGUGGUCAUACAUAGAAAAGGCGGACCCUAACAUCUAAUGAUGUACUCAUACCAGUUCUAUGAUGAAAAAGAAUUUGAUAAAACUUAAUCAGAGAGGCAACGCAAGCCUUGUUUACGCAUUCUACAUUUAUCCUACUUUCCGAUAUAAAUCCUACCAUAACGACGUUCGAAAUCCUGCUCCUACUCCUACUUUUUGAUUUUUGCUAAUACGAAUCCUGGAAACAUCUAACGUUUUAUAUACUUCAGUUCUCAUAGGCGUCUGCAACGGCCCACUCGCCUCUACUCUCACAAUAUGUUAUUUCUGUUACGUUAAGUUUAUGUAUUCAAUUUUUUGAUUUUAGCUAACCGGUGUUCGUCCUUAUUCUACAACACAAUCUCCUCAUGUAACAAGUAUAACAAUUCAACAACCACAACAGACCACUCUGCUUGCUACUGGCGAGCCGACCCCUGUACGUCCAUUGACCGCUAUACCAACACCGAUCAUUGUUAACCAUCAACAAAUCAAAACUACCCAGCAGCAAACACAAAGGUCUUCCAUAAGAGGCGAUAUUGAUGGUGGUCUAGACGAGAGUAGUCAAGGUGACUUAUCCGAUGUAGCUGUUUUGGCUGGUGUCAAUCUUAAUGAAGAAAAACAACGAAUUAAUAGUGCAUCGGAUCAAAUUGGGCAAGUACAACGGCAUUGUGUAGAUGAAAAGUUUUUGAAUAUUCAGACAUUAAAACGGAAAGCGGAAGAAUUAGCUCGUAAUAAACAAAUGCCAGAAAUAUCGGAUGAUUCGUUGGCACUGAUAUCUCAUGCUACUCAAGAAAGAUUAAAAAACAUCGUCGAUCAAUUAAGAUUAAUUACGCAACAUCGAUGUGAUUUAGCAAUGAAAAAUGAUUCAUCGUACGAGCAAAUCGGCGAUGUAAAAGCACAAAUUCGUUUUCUAGAAGAACUCGAUAAAAUUGAAAAACAGCGAAAAGAAAAGGCUGAACAAGAAAAAAUUCUUAGAGCAGCCAAAAGCAGAUCUAAAACAAAUGAUCCAGAAGCAGUCAAAUUAAAACAAAAAGCCAAAGAGAUGCAACAAGCUCAAGUUGAAGAACAACGACAAAAAGAAGCGAAUGAAACAGCUCUGGCAGCUAUUGGCCAGCGUAAAAAACGAAAAUUAGAUGAUUUGAAUGGAACUGUAAAUGGAACGAAUGGUGCUACAAAUCAAAGUGGACAAGGAAUUACAUCUACGAAAGCUGUAUGA
This is a messenger RNA of Didymodactylos carnosus, 3404 nucleotides long. The record is from the annotation of a GenBank genome assembly. Lineage: Eukaryota; Metazoa; Rotifera; Eurotatoria; Philodinida; Philodinidae.